Messenger RNA from Epinephelus lanceolatus (giant grouper), 1939 nucleotides. RefSeq names its product pyruvate dehydrogenase E1 component subunit alpha, somatic form, mitochondrial-like. The record is from RefSeq and is a predicted model, not a curated record. Gene Ontology annotation, molecular function: pyruvate dehydrogenase (acetyl-transferring) activity. Lineage: Eukaryota; Metazoa; Chordata; Actinopteri; Perciformes; Serranidae. Gene Ontology annotation, cellular component: intracellular membrane-bounded organelle. Gene Ontology annotation, biological process: pyruvate decarboxylation to acetyl-CoA.
UACAAUUUGACUCAGAGCUAGCUCUUCUUCUCCUGGACAGACUGAAAAACAUAAUGUGACGUGAGGAGCAUCAGUUGUUUUGGAAGUCAUCAUGCUGAACAUCUCCAACGUAUUAUGGACAACUGCCCAGAGAAAUAUGACGAACAGAUUAUUAGUGAUGUCAGCACCACCACAUGCUGACUUCACCACCUGGGCUACAUUUGAAAUAAAGAAAUGUGAUGUCCACAAGCUGGAUGAAGCUCCGGCCGCUCAGGUGGUUCUGACUCGUGAUGAGGGUCUGCAGUACUACAGCACCAUGCAGACUAUUAGAUGUUUAGAGCUGAAGGCUGGACAGCUGUUCAACCAGAGGAUUAUCAGAGGUGGCUGCCACUUGUACAAUGGCCAGGAAGCCUGUGCAGUUGGUAUUGAAGCAGCAAUUAACUUAACAGACCACCUGAUCACUGCAUAUCGUUCCCAUGGCUUCACUUACACCAGGGGUGGGUCCCUUAAGAAAAUUCUGGCUGAGCUUGCUGGCCGAGCAGCAGGUAUUUCAAAAGGACGAGGAGGCUCCAUGCACAUGUACACUAAAACCUUCUAUGGAGGAAAUGGUAUUGUUGGAUCACAGGUUCCCUUGGGUGCCGGUUUAGCUCUCGCUUGCAAGUAUCAGAACAAGAGUGAGCUGAGUGUUUGUGUCUAUGGUGAUGGUGCGGCCAAUCAGGGUCAGGUUUUUGAAACCUUUAAUAUGGCAGCACUUUGGAAGUUGCCCAUCAUUUUUGUCUGUGAGAACAACAGGUUUGCUAAAGGUACGCCGAUGGAGCGAGCUUCUGCAAGCACAGACUUUUACAAGAGAGGAGACUUCAUUCCUGGUCUCAGGGUGGACGGGAUGGACAUUCUUUGUGUUCGUGAGGCGACCAGGUUUGCAGCUGAUCACUGUAAAUCGGGGAAGGGCCCCAUCCUACUGGAGCUUCAGACUUAUCGUUUUGCUGGACAUUUUGAGGGUGAUGCUCACCUAAGCUAUCGCUCACAGGAGGAGGUUGAUGAAGUCCGCAGAGAUCAUGAUCCUAUCUCCAUACUGAGGGACCACAUGCUCAGUAGCAACAUGACGAGUGUGGAGGAGCUUGAGGGGAUCGAUGUGAGAAUUAUUAAAGAUGUUGAGGAAGCUGCAGAGUUUGCUGUUACAAACCCUGAACCCCCACUGGAGGAGCUGUGCAACCACGUCUUCUGUAACAAUCCACCCCUGGAAGUGCGUGGCACAAACCCAUGGACCAAGCUGAAGUCUAGUAGCUAAAGUUUAUUAACUCCUUCUUACACCCACUGCAUAUUUUUUUAAAGUAUACAACAGUUAAACACAGAUGUAUGGAUCAGAUAAUGUAUCCUAAACAACCCCACAAACUCAAUCAAUCAGGUUCUGUGUUCUGUGCCAGUAAGUAAUGUUCAUCUUACAGCCAAAAUUACAAAUACAUUAUUUUCAUCUGAAGAAACAAUUCAUGCAGCUUCACUUUAUAAAGAAAAAAAAGAACACAGGAAUUGCAAAACAUUGGUCUUGUUUUGAAUGACCUCUUGUCUCAAGCUGUGCUGUCAAAAUAAAAAUAUACAAUUGAAAGUUUCAUACAUUAGUGUUUAAAUAUUUCCCAACUUUGCAGGUUGCUCAACUUCUCAACAGUAAUCAUUUUUUCAAAAAUAAUUUUCACAUUACUAUACACAGAAAGACACAGAAACAUCUUGCAAACCAGCACUUCCUGCUGCAGGUGUUAGCAGUGAAUGGAUUACAUUAUCAUGCUGGCACACGCCAAAAAUCCCAAAUCCAAUCAAGAAGAAUCUACAUUACCAAAAUCAAUUGGCAGAUUGAGUUAAAGGGUAAGUUUGGUAAUUUUAAUCUGGACGCUAUUUUUCCAUUUUUUCUAAGCCUCUGUGCCGGCAAUAGCCAUGGCCAGAGCAAUUAUGUUUUGGGUUGUCCAUG